AUGUCGAGUUGUCAACGGGUCGCAAGACCGAUCGCCCGGUCUUUACGGCAGCAGCCGUCCAUCCAAGCAUCGUCGUUUGCUUUGAGUCGCACCUUUGCGCAGAGUGCCGCCAGGAAAGAUGAGGCCACCACUACCACCAAGAGCACACCACCACCCCCAGAGCCGGUAGCACAGUCCCCAGAGACCCAAGCGUUGCAGAACGAUCCCAGAAACACCGUCACGAGCUACUGGGCCGAGCGAAAACUCGUCAAGAAGGGACUCCCCCCCAUCGGUUCCCGACGUCGUCGUGCUGCCAUUCAGACAUCGCAGAACAUCCCAUUCGAGCACCUGCCAUACCAAGCCUUUCAGGAGGCCCGCAACAUUCUGAACGAGGACCGUCAGGAGAAGCUCAAAGCCCUGCAGUCGGCACUGGCGUCGAUAAAGAGGCUGGAGGAGACCCCCGCUGAUCAAUUGCCUGGCGGAGAGAGGAAGAAGAGCAUGCGCUUGACCAGCUUACGGGAAUACGUCGAGGAACUGAAGGUCCUGGUGGAUAUCAACGACCCCGUCGUUAAGCGCAAGUUUGAAGAUGGCCUUGGCGACUUCGACAAGCCCGUCUACCGUCACUUGGCAGAGAAGAAGUGGCGUGGAUACCCUCUCCGUCUGAUCCAACAGCGAAUUGAUACCCUCAACAUCGUGCCGGAUGUGCUUCCCAAGUUUGAGCCGACUGCCGACGUGCAAAUGUACUUCCGACGAAACAAGGUCGAGCCGGGUGAGAUUCUUGACAGCAGGGUCACCGAGAACCCACCCCGCUUGAAGGUCCAGGUCUUCAACGCCGGAGAGCGCCUUGUGUCCGUCGUCGUCAUGGACUCCGAUGUGCCGAAUGCCGAGAACGAUAGCUUCGAGCGGCGCUGCCACUACCUUGCUGCGAACGUACCCAUCUCGCCCAACCAGCAAUCAUUGCCACUCUCGCAGGUCAACAGGGAGAGCCAACUGGUCGUCCCCUGGCUCCCUGCCUUUUCGCAGAAGGGCGCACCAUACCACCGUCUCUCGGUUUUCGUGCUCGAGCAGAAGCCCGGUGAGACCUUGGAUGUCGCCAAGCUCAAGGAGCUCUACACCGCACGCGAUGGAUUCAGCUUGAAGAGCUACAGGGACAAGUUCGCCCUGAACCCCAUUGGUUUCAACAUGUUCCGUACCGUGUGGGAUGAGGGUACAGCGGAUGUCAUGAACCGCCACAACAUCCCAGGCGCCAACAUCGAGUUCAAGCUCAAGCGCGUGUACUCGCUGAAGGGAGACAAGAAGCUGCGUGGUUGGGAAAUCAAGCGACAGAAGCCCAAGUACAAGAGCUUGUGGAAGUACACCCACAGAGUCCGUGGAUUACCUCGUUACAAGGGCCGCCGACACGACUAA
Molecule: messenger RNA, 1386 nt
Organism: Truncatella angustata
Lineage: Eukaryota; Fungi; Ascomycota; Sordariomycetes; Amphisphaeriales; Sporocadaceae
Product: phosphatidylethanolamine-binding protein
Exons: 2
Coding region: 1-1386 (461 amino acids)
Source: RefSeq, a predicted model, not a curated record